AUGUCCUGCUACGAACAGUGCAAGCAGCCCUGCCUGCCCCCUCCCACGUGCUGCGUGAAGAAGUGCCCGCCGUGCCCGGAGCCCUGCAGCACCGUGUGCGUGGAGCCCUGCGGCACCGUGUGCGUGAAGCCCUGCGCCGAGCCCUGCAGCACCCAGUGCACCACCACGUGCUGCACCACCCAGUGCGCCCAGCCCUGCAGCACCCAGUGCGUCCAGCCUUGCAGCACCCAAUGCGUUGAGCCCUGCAGCACCCAGUGCGUCCAGUCCUGCAGCACCCAGUGCGUUGAGCCCUGCAGCACCCAAUGCGUCCAGCCUUGCAGCACCCAGUGCGUCCAGCCCUGCAGCACCCAGUGCACCACCACGUGCUGCACCACCCAAUGCGCUGAGCCCUGCAGCACCCAGUGCGUCCAGCCCUGCAGCACCCAGUGCACCACCACGUGCACCACUCAGUGCGCCCAGCCCUGCAGCACCCAGUGCGUGGAGCUCACUCCGCCAACCUGCGUGGACGUCUGCGUGAAGCCCUGCGCCACCUCGUGCUGCACCCAGUGUGCCGAGCCCUGCCCGGCCCCGUGCGUGCAGGUUUGUGCCACCAAGUGCCCAGAGAAGUGUGAGACCGUGUGCCUGGAGCCCUGCCCCCGGACCUGCUGA
Molecule: messenger RNA, 648 nt
Organism: Nothoprocta perdicaria
Lineage: Eukaryota; Metazoa; Chordata; Aves; Tinamiformes; Tinamidae
Product: keratin-associated protein 9-1-like
Exons: 1
Coding region: 1-648 (215 amino acids)
Source: RefSeq, a predicted model, not a curated record